AUAGAAAAUUCGGAUUUUUCAGUUUCUCAACAUAUGAAUAAUGCCUGGAAAGAAAACAAUUACGUCAAAAGACUACACGACUCCACUUAGAAGACCUGGCGAGAAGCGGGAAGACUUGAACACUCAAGAGAACGGAAAGGAAACCCCUUCCCUUUCAACUGAAACUGAAAAAGGUGACAUUUUGUUGUCAUAAUAGCUUGAUAGAAAUUAUAUAUCUCUUGGUUUUUUUAUUCGUUGGUUUUUUUAAAAGUGAACCGAAAUCUCGAAGAAAUUUUCGUAUGUGAAUCCGUACAAUCACAUCAACUCAAAACGCGGGAACAUGUUAACGCACGCAUAGUGUUUAGGUAGCUGGAGUCGAAAGCUCGAAGUAUCGAAAUCCCACUUUAAUAUUUUAUGUGUAUAUUUAUAGCUUAAAAGGCUAUCCAUUUUCUGUAUGCAAAUAACCCUUGUAAUCAGUCAUUUGUAUCAGUUUGGUUCGUGGAACUUUAAACGACUACUUACUAUCCAAGAGGGUGUAAUAAUCGGUCCACGAGAUAAUAAGAUUCGGAAAGACUUCCGUAUAACCUCGAAAGAUUCUUAAACAAAACUAGAGUCCAAAAGGUAACCUUUACCCCAGAAAAGUGUUAUGUAUAAUGAAUUAUGGGGCUCUGGGGAAACCUUGCCUCACAUUAAGUUAGAACAGGUAAACUUUUAACCAUUCUUACCUGAGUUGUACAGUAGGAAGAGCUUCUUCUGAGAGUUACAUAUCAUUUAAUAGAAUCCAAACACAUUCCAUAAAUACCCUCAGUCAAUUCAAACAAUACUUUUUCAUAUAAUUUGGUUUAUCAAGUGGGUCAUCAAUGAGAAUUGGCCAUGGUGAUCUCUUUUACAGUGGUCAAUUUACAUUUAUCAACUCAGUUGAUGAAACUGAUAAAACCAAUACUGCCCUCCUGCCCAAUGCAGUACCACAGUUACCCUCCCCUCCAUAGUAUACUUAAUUUUGAUUUUAUGUAAAAACUGCAAUGUGUGAUAUUGCUGAAAACUAAGUGUUUGAAAAUACAGUUUCCUUUUCAGUAGCAGCUGGGUGGCAUUGAUCAGAUGAUACUGGUCAUAUUGUGACUGAGUUAACUGAGUGAUUUUUUGUGUUUAUUCUUAUGUCAUAGGUGCUUCUCUUGGUGUUGUACAAGUGCUUAGUAAUGAAAAGGAUUCAGAGGAAAAUACUUGUCCUGUAACUGUAAGCCAAGAAACUAAUGAGAAACCUGUGGAAGAUGUUUCUCCUGACCCUGUGCUAAUAGACACUGGAAAAGAUAAAGACAAUACUACUACUAAGUUACUAGUUAGUGAGGAAUCUGAGGAGAUACCUGCAUGUAAAGCAGAAAAAGUGGAAAAACGACUGGAUGAGAAAGAAGAAGAAACAAAAUUGCCACAAGAAAGUGAUGUUCAUUCUAAUGCAACUAAAGAAACUGCUGAAACCAAUGAACAUAACAAGGAGAGUGAUCAGAAAGAGCAAACUCUUACGAAUCAUGACAAAACAUUACUAACAGAAACCACAAGCAAAAUUACAAAUCUAUCACCAUUUGCAAAAGAAUUUGUUCCUAAGGCUUCCCUUAAUCUGACAUCUGUAGUCAAAGCCCCUGAAUUUGUGCCUGCGUCAGUUCGACCACAAUCCGACAGACCACCGCUAUUGCAAAGGAUAAAUGACACACCUGAAAAUGAACUGAUGAACUGUGUUAAAGAUGUCCUUUUUGGACUGACUCAGAGUCCUGGCGAGUUAAAUGAUUUUUUUAAGACUAUGGUUGAUCAGAUAAAGAAAUGUAUGGGUACUCUGAACUCUUUAAAGGAGGUGGUAGAGCUCAUCUUUGAAUACGUGAGUACCAUUUAUGUUGUUGUUGUUUUUUUGUUUUUUUGAGAUAUAUAACUCUUUAACCCCUAAGAGUCUGAGUGGUUAUCUAAUUUCUCCUUACUAUAUCACCCCUGAACAAAACAUUAAGAAAAAUGGAACUGAUUACCAACUAAAGAAGCUCUGCAUUGUUUGACAAAUUCUCCUUUUCUACACCUUGGGAAAUGUUUAGAGAACAGUUUGGAGAAUAUGCAUACGCUUUGAUGUUAGGGUAUAAAGGGUUAAUUGGAAACAAAAAGGACAAAUAAUUUUUAAUGAUAAGUUAUAAUACUUGUAAAUACUUGGUUUUUUAGUAUCAAAUUUCCUAAAGGUUAAAUUUUGCUGACAAGUUGAAAACAUGAUCAGUUAUAACUUGAAUUGUGCUGAACAAAGUAUUACCUUUGUUAUGGUUUUUAAGAUUUAUUUAAUUCCGUUUUUUUCAGUCAAUAACAGAGCCUAACUUCCAGUACAUUGCAGCAAAACUUUGUAACAUGUUGUCCAAGGAGGAUACCAUUAUCCUGGAAAGUGGUGAAAAGUUCAGGAGUGUUUUGAUGAAUAGGUACACGAAAUUCAAAAUUCCAUUUAUGAUGUACAAGUUUUGUUAUUCUUUCAAAUUCUUUGGUUGGCAGGGUUUAUGAGUAAUCUUGCAUGUGUUGGUGACCAGAAUUCCAAAGACAUGGAUGGUUGAAGAAUGAUAUUCAAUGUUAACACUUGUUCUACAUUACUAAUUUCCAGAUGUAGGGAUGAACAUAAAAACAGAGAGGAUGCUCUGAAAAACCCACAAACUUUAACAAAAUUGCUUGGAUUUGCAAUGUUUGAGGCUGAACUCUUCUGCAACUACAGGGUUAGGGGAUAAUUUACUUGCUUCAAGUAUGUGACCAUUUUUAAUGGAAAAAAUGUCUAAGCUGUUGUGACAUGUAUCUGUUAUAUGUAUGUGCUGUGUAUUUACAUGUAACUAAUAGAUUCCCUGUUGCUGUGCUAUGCUGUUCAGUAAAGGAUUGCAGAUGAUGUCAAAAUGUGGUAAGGCCCAGAAUUGGCACACAAAGUGCAGCCUAGUGUAUCUCUAAUUUUCUUACCAAAUUUUGAUGUCUUCUGUGAUCUAUUGCUGAACAGACCCACAGAAAAAUGGAAUCUAAUUGUUUUUUUUUUAAAUACAAUAAAGAUGCAAAGCAUUGUUAGUAGUGAUGCCACCUAUGCAUCAGUCCUGUAAUAGAUCAUUAGUAAGAACCAAUCAAAAUGGUUGUGUAACUCAACUUAUUACAUAAAUGUCCUUAAUGUUAUAGCUUGGGUCUUUUUUUUUUUUUUUUUUUUUCACUUUCACAGCCCUUAGGUGAGACUGAACCAUUGAAGGUAUUUCAUAGAGGAUUAUUAGAAAUGUUGUCCACCCUUCUGCAAAACCACACAGAGGAAUGCCUCAAAUGCAUUGGCAAAAUAUUGAAGGUAUUGAAACCAUUGUAUACAAUCAAAGCUGAUUUGACAGAUACUUGAUCUUUACUCUAACUUAUAGUUGAACAGGCUUAAUUGUUACCCCUUCAAUAAAGUGUCCUUUUUAAACUCCUGAACAAACUCCACAUUUGCACUUUCCCAUACAACUCAGUGGCCAGUAAUUAAUCAAGCAUCAUAUACUGUAGGUUCAACAUAGUACCACUGUUGAUUGAAGGGUGAUUAAAGCCAUCUUGCAGGUGAAAGUUUGUUUUGAGUACACUUACAGGUAUCUGCAAGAUUGCAAGUUAUAGACUGUAUCACUCAUCCUUUAAACAGACUGGUUCUGUCAGGGGCACCCACAUGAACAUUUUUAGGCUUGUGUCAAUUCAGGUUUGCCUUCACCAAUAAUACAAGGUAAAUUUGAAUUUUUUUGGUUUACAUUUGCUGUUGGUGUAUCCAGAUGACAGGAUAUCUUCUAGAUGAUCCCAGAUUUAUGGUAAAGGACAGUGAAAGAAAGCAGAAUGUUGAUAAAGUUUUCUCUGAUGUUGAACAGCUUCUGAAAGAAUCCACAUUGUCAGAAAGGUAGAUGAAGUAAUAAUAUUACAUUAACCAUUUAACUCCCAUGAGUGACCAAGAGAGAAUUUCUCUUUACAAUAUCAAUCAGACAAGUGACGAUAAUAGAGAAAAAUAUCAAUUUCGGGAUAAUUAGUUGUAGUUGAUCCAAUAAUAAAUUCUCUAAACUAACAUUAUAAGAAUUGUGUUGUUGACAGUGAGGAGAAUUACAAAUUUGAUCAGGGAGUUAAACAGUUAACAAGCCACUUUUUCAAGACAGUUUCUCUGUACCAGUAGUUCUUAAUAAGCCAUCAAAGGAAGAUUUAUAAUGGAACAAUCAUUUGAACCCUUUUAACUCCCAUGAGUGACUAAGACAGAAUUUCUCCUUACGUUAUCAAUACAAUAUCAAUAAGACAAGUGCUGAGAAUAAAGAAAAAUAUCAAUAGGGGAUUGUGAAGUAGUAUCAUGAGAACUGUAUGGCAGACAGUAAGGAGAAUUACUAAUGAGAUCUUGGAGUAAAAAGGGUGAAACAAGUCAAACCAAAAGAAAAAGAAAAAAGGAAUCUUAUGAAUGAAAAAAAAUAAUCCUAUCACUUUCUUGACUGCAGUUCAAAGGUGUUACUUUCUCAAGUAAUAAAGCUACGAGCAUCUGGUUGGUCCUCUAGUCCAGCUGUAGGAGCCAGUGAAACAUCAUUUGACUUCCCUCCUGACAAUGGAUACUCUUUCCCUUAUUAUGGUCUUGGCCUGGUAGGUUAUCUUUUCCUUGAUAAAAUAACAUGCAUAGCAUACUGUACACUGUUUGUCAUUACAGUUGAUAUAGUAAUGUAAUAAAGACAAGUACAGUUGUGAUGCAACUCAUGGAUGAGCUACUGUUGUAAACUAUGAUCAGUCCCACCUUUUUGGCAAGGUCAGUUGCACGAGUAAAAAAACUUAGGGGAAAAAAUUUGCUGUUAGCACAUCUUACAGACCUCUGGGAGUAUGGUUCACAAAAAGUAGCUACAUUUCUUGCACCUCACAUCCAGAGUUCCUUUCUGUGUGCUAACAUAUAUUUAAAUAUAUAUAUAAUUAUUUUCAAAUUUCAAUAUUUUUUAAAGUGGGUGUAUACCAGUAUAUAUGUUUACUUAUGUGGCAGAUUUUGCUGAAAAGGAGCAACUACUUGUACUCUAACAUUGUGGACUAUCAAUGGCAAUUUAGCAGUGUAUGGUCUCUUUGAGGAUCUGUGACACUCAGAGUUAGCUCUUGGAUUGACCAGACACACUACAGUUGAUGAAUUGAGUGCUCUACAUUCUUAAGUAAAAAGGCAUCAAUUUUACCCAAUUUUUGAUUAAAAAUUGUUUUUCUCUUCUGAAAUUUUCAUGGAUUUUUGUUUUCCUCAUAACCUUUCAGGAGGAAUUAUCAAUAGACGAUGAUUUAAUUCCAGUAAUAAAUCCAGGUAAAAGAAGUAAUUUUUAGCCUUUUAGACUGGAUAGUGCAGUAUUUCAUGCUCAAACCCCUUUACAUAAUUAGGUAAAGGUAACAACUUUAUGUGAGCUAGGUGACCCAUCUGGCCAAAGCUUAUUCUGGUUAUCAUAGCAUGAAGAGACUUGGAGUAUCAUUACUCCUCCCCUGGAUGGGAUGCCAUUUGUUUGCGUGGUUACCCCCCCAGCAUUUCAUGAAGCUUCCCUGAUAAUUUUCCAGUACUCAUUUCUACUCCUGGGUUGAGUAGAAAAGUAUUUUGUCUAAGAACACAACACAUCGACCCAGCCAGGUAUCAAACCCAGACCUCUUGAGCCAAAGUCCUGCACUCUAACUAUUAACACAUUAGAUAAGUAUCCUAUUUUAUCUUAAAGUUUUGUUAUAUAAGUUAUGUUCCAACAACCCUUUGUGCUUAACAUCAAACAGAGCAGUGGAGUGAUUACUUUGAUGAUGGAGAGGAUGAUAAUGAGCUGCAAGAUGCUUACAAGUACUACUUUCCUGAACAGUUUGAGGGAGAUUUUGAGUAUGUAUCAUUUAGAAUACUGUAUUUUCAGUUCGGUGCAGAGUGCCACCUGAAAUCCUUUAAAUCCCAAGAUGUGCAUAAUUAUUCUUCACGGCAAUUUUCUUACAUUCCUUUUGUGUCAUCUGUUCAUGACAAUUUGGGUUUAUUUUCUAACAACAUUCCCUAGAUGAUUCCCUUUUCUUGUUUACUUGAUAGACUAUGUCAACCAUUUAACUCUCAUGAAUGACCUAGACAGAAUUUCUUCUUACAAUAUCAAUACAAUAGGUGACGAGAAUAACAGAAAAUUUAAAGUAUUUAUAUGAAAGGCUGAAAUAUUUAAAAUGUGAAUUGUUUUAUUUUUUUGACUGUUCUUUUGUCAACAUGAUUAUUUCCAGUCCUGAAGAUGGUGGUUAUUACAUUGAAGAUGAUCCAGAGUUUGAUGACGAAAUUGGCCAAGAAUUUGAAAAGUUCUUACAAGAGCAAGGAGGAUCUUAAUUAAAAAAAAAAAUAAAAAAAUAGAUAGCUACCUUUAGUUAGCCUUAAGGUAAUUGUUCUGUACUGUAAGAUAAAUAAUUUUUAUCUCGUUAGGGAUAUUUGCACUGUGAUAUUAUAUUGAUUGAUAAGUUGCAUGUACUUGAUCAAUAACUUCAUCUGACAUCUGAAAGUGUAUUUUCAUUGCAUUCUAAGGAGCAACAGCACAUUGAUGUGCUGCUCAACCAUCACAUUUAAUCCUUUGACCCCAAAGAGUGACCAGCAUUUAAUUUCUCCCCACAAUAUCACCCUGAAUCAAACAUUAAGGGAACGAGAAGAAAGGAAACGAUCACAAACUCAAGAAGCUCUUGAUUGUUAAACAAAUUCUCCAUUCCAGCAUCUCAGGAAAUACAUAUAGAACAGUAUGGAGAAUAUGCAUACUGGUGUUAGUGUGUAAAAGGUUUAAGGCCUGCGUAGAUGUGAUUUGUGUGGGUCACACACCAUAGUUUUAUGUAAAAAAUUCAUGGUCAUGAGUAGCCAAGAGUAAAUCACCUCAUAAGACAAAAUAUAAGUACCACAUGAAGACACUAGUCACUAUAUUUCAUCCGAUCACUACACGUUUUCAGGAAAAUAAUCAGGACAUCAUUGAAGUGUUGUUUGUGAGUUUAAGGAGCUUUAGUAUGAAUCAAUGCAUACGGCAGAUUUUUCCUAUCAGUGAGUGAAAGGUGGAACCACCUUGCACAGCUGAGCUUAAUAAAACUCAAGAGAGUGACGUUCUUGGAAAUGUCUCAAUCUAUAAUUGUAUCCAGUGAUGAAAGUACAGACUUCUGUUUUUUGUCUUGUAUUUAGAGCUUAAUAGAGUUGUAGUUGUAGUUCUUUAGAUCUUUGUUAUUGAUAGAAACACAGAAACUAAAGAAGGCAGCUGUUUGAAAUUUAAAACAUUUUUGACUAAUAGUAACAAUUAAUAUACAGAUAACGUGUUGGGCUGGAAUAUCAAAUACAUGAUAAUAUUUGUCCGGAAGCUCGCGAUAGUCAAAAGAGCCUCUCCUCUAUGAUGUAAUUAUCCUCUAAUCAGGGUUUACCUGAAACGAUAAAGUAUUCCGCUUACUGUUAAAUGUUUGGAAGAGGUCUUGAUACAGUGUUUUAGUUUGACAGACCAGGAAAAGCCAUUAAUCAGAAACUAUUUUUUCAGUGAGUUAAAGAACUCGACUGGGGAGAUUGCGUGUUUGCUUAACGGGGUGCAAAAGUAUUCGGUUUAGGAAAGGAAGUGAAUGCGUUGAACUUUCUUCAAAAAAGAUUAGAAACUGGAAUUUUUUUAAACCAAGAGAAUAGUGUCACUCUUUGGUCUUUGUGACAAGAAGCCACUAUUGUGGUACCUUAUGAUCUCACCGAGAACGGUUUCCCGUUUCCUGUUAGACUUCACGCGGACAAAAGAUACAGGAGCUGGAAAAUUUAGGAACUGGGCUAUGACCUAGUGAUGACUGACCAAUUAAAUAUUGAUGAUAUUAAUCCUAACGAACUGG
Pocillopora meandrina is the source of this 7785-nucleotide messenger RNA. The record is from the annotation of a GenBank genome assembly. NCBI's taxonomy places the organism in Eukaryota, Metazoa, Cnidaria, Anthozoa, Scleractinia, Pocilloporidae.